AUGUGGGAAGAAGGCUUUUGGUAAAUUUGCAAUUUCAAGGCUCUUCGUUCAAUAGGAAGAUGAGUGAGUACUGUUUUCUUUUAAUGUUUUGCUCGCCGACUGUACAGAUAGUGUGUAGAAUCUACAAUGUGAAGUAGUUUGAACUUUUGGUGACAUUUUGCCCAAGUAUUGAGCGGAUUGUUUCACCCAAGCCGAAAGAGGACAUUUCGAAUGGCGUUCGCAAAGUUCAUUGUUCUCUUGCCUGUAUCGUAAUUAUUGUUGAUGAGUGAAUCUUGUACCAAUUGGAAUUUUUAUUUUAUUGUAAACAGUGUUUGAUGUAGCUUUCCUGAUCGUAAUGUUAUUCAUAUACGUUCAUCAACUUUUGGCAGUUAAUUGACAAGAUAAAACGUGAUAAAGAUAUUGCCAUGAAGGCAACUGAGUUGAGUUGGUCUCAGCUCAGGAGAUUUGUGGGUCUAAUGUGAGCGUUUUGGCCACGUUAUGGAUUCAUACGAUUUAUUUGGAGAGGAUGUCAGUGGGAGCAUGCUUGAUGGCCUUGCUGACCUUGGAUCGGACAAUUUCGACCCAGCACCACGUGGUGAUGGAGGCGGAGGCGGCGGCGGAGGGGGAGGUGGAGGGGCAGGAGCCGCCUACCAGCCGCCCCCGCCCCACCACCAGUCGUCCUACGGCCACGGCCACGCGCAUCCAAUGCAGCAGCAGCAGCAGCAGCAGGAGUCGCCGCUGCAGAAGCUGGCUUCGUUCGGAGGAGACUUUGGCUCAGCCAACCACAUGCAGGCGGCAGCAGACCCGUUCCACAGCAGGGGCGGCAUGUGUCCGCCGGGUAGUGCGCCGCCCCCCGGCUACGGUCGCCCCAUGAUGCAGCAACAACAGCAGCAUGACAUGCGGCGGGCGUCGGCUGCCCAGUAUGGCGGAGGCCACUACGGUCACGGUGUGCCUCCCGACAACAUGUACUCGAUGGAGCAGUCGCAGGCGGCCGAGUGGGGCGGCUACCCCGGGGCGCCCAUGCGCCACUACAACCAGAUGACACCAAAUGCUUAUAGGCAGCAGCACAUGUACCAGCAGGAGAACUCGAUGGCCUCGGCUCAGCAGAAGAUGAGUCAGUACGGCGCUGGGCAGCACUCGAUGAUGGCGUCGCACCCCUCGGCCUAUCCCCGCCAACAGCAGCAGCCGCAACCUCAGCAACCGCAGCCUCAGCAGCAGCAAGCCUAUCCUGUUUACCCUGGAGCUUCAUCGGGUUAUUCAGGGUAUCCAGUGCAUCCGCAAGCCCCGAGAAUGCCAUCUCAUCAUAUGCAAUACCCCAAUCAAUCACAACAUCCACAACAGAUGGGAGACAUUCCAAGUCAGUCUUCAUACAACCACAUGCAAUCUCAUCCGAAUCAAAUGACUCAUCAAGCAUUUGCACAACAACAACAACAACAACAGCAACAACAACAACAGCAGCAGCAGCAACAGCCUCAGCAGCAGAUGCCCAGGCCAAUUGGUAUUGAGGUUGCCGGCGGAUCACAAUACCCUGUACCAACGGCCAGCACAAUGCCGUCGAAAACACACAGCCAGGGCAGUCCACAGCCGCAAUACAGGCCUACAGUUCCAUACCCGCAAUUGUCGCCGCAGAUGUCGCCGCGACCGCAGAUGUCGCCUCGACCACAGAUGUCGCCACGCCCCGUCAUGUCGCCGGCCAAGUCCAGCACUCUAUCGCCGCACCCGCACUCGCAGAGCACGCUGUCGCCUCGGCCAGCCACGUCGCUCACGCCCAAGUCAUCGACCUCAUCGCCCGCUCCGUAUGCCCAGCAGAGCACGCUGCAGCAGCUCGAGCAGAUGGUCAUGCCUCCAGUCAGUGCCAGCUCCACCGAUUACCCUGCCUACCGAAGUGCAAUGCCUCAGCAGUGGGGGGCCCAGCCGCCGCCUCGCACGCCCGUCAAUGGCAACAUGGCUGGCAUGGUCGACUCGCAAGGCAUGCCAGCCUAUCCAGCCAUAUCAGAAGACACCAGGCCGAUGGAGCCUCCCAAGCCCCAUCCAACCAGUUCAAUGCAGCCGGGGCCAGGGCCAGGGCAGCUGGGAGUGCCCUCACAACUGCAACCUGACUUGAGUAUGUCUUCCGGCCCCUCUGUCAAUGAUUCAGGCGGAACUAACAAUGGAAUUGAAUACUCUCAACCGCAUGAAAAGUUCUCUUCGCCUACGCACAUGCCUCCCUCGCUGCAGGGCUCCGACUCAAGCCCUGGGAUGCCGCUCGACCCAUCAACUGGCCCACUGCAUGCUCAGCAAGCAGCAGCAGCCCAACAGAUGCAACCACAACAGAGUCAACCUUCUCUGGAUCCAGUCUCCUCUGGAGGUAUGGUGUCCGCUCCAGGCUAUGACGCUCUACCUUACCACAAUGGAAACAAAAUGGAUGAUAUGAUGUCUCCUCAGCAUGAGUCUCAGAUGACUCCUUUGAGCCAACCUGCACAGAUGCCGCCUAUGCCUCCCCAGGCCAACGAAAUUCCCCCCAACCUAUAUCCUGAGCCUAGCCGUCCUAUGUAUCAAUCUCCAAUCAGUCAUCAGCAAGAAAUGGCCGCCCUGCAACAGCAGCUUCAGGAGAUAUAUUGUAUGCCUCCUGCUCCAGAAAAUCAACACCGGAUGGUCAGUUUGCAAGAACGAAUAGGAAUGUUGCAAGCACAUGAAGCUAAUGAUCAAUGUAUGGGAGGACCUCACUGCUUACUUCAAAGUCCCAUGUACAAUGCAUGCGCCACUGGCCUGGACCCACCUAUGCCGCCGGAGGGGAGAGGGCGAGGCAGAGGACGCGGCAGAGGCAGUGGAGCCCCGAGAGGGCCGCGCAAAAGUCGCAAGAAAGCAGCACAAGAACAGCAGCAGCAGCAACAGCAGCAGCAAAUGCCCUAUCCGAUGCCUCCAACUCACAUGAUGCCGCACCCAGAGAUGGCGCCCGGUGGCAUGGACGUGCCUAUGCCUCUGCCUGUACCAGUGCCAGUGCCUAUGCCAGCCAUGCCUGUCAUGCCACCUAUUCCGCCUGUCGACAUGAUGGCUGCAGCCGGGGGCGGCACUCACUUGCCAAUGGUGACAAGCCCGGUGCCGCCACCUCCCUCGCCGCCCCUCGGCGCAGGCAUGGACAGCAGCUGUGAUUCGUCGCCUCCCCUAGCACCGCCUCCACCUGCCCCCGUCCCCGUCGACCCCCCUCCGCCCGCCACCCUUGAUGAGGACAUGUCGCCUCCUGUCCUGACGCCGGCCGUCGCUGCCCCUACCGGGCCUGGGCCUGGGCCGCCCCCACCUCAGCUUGAACCAUCCGACGAUGAUGAUAUGAUUGUAAAUAAAAGCUACGAAGCGCCCGAAACUAGUGUAUUCAAUUUCACCGAAGACGAGGAACCACCUCCGCCACUCCAUUCUACACUCGAUCCUAGCAAGAAAGGAAAACUUCCAAGGAAGCCAAGAAAACCCAGGGAGCCCAAAGUACCAAAAGAGCCAAAAACCCCCAAAGAGCCUAAAAUUCCCAAAGAACCUAGAACUCCCAAAACUCCACGCACACCUAAAACGCCUAGAGAGAGGAAGAAGCGGGAGCCCAAAACACCAACUGAUGGUCAAGACAAACCCAAAAGGAGAAGUCCGAAAAAGAAGAAGUCAGAUGAAGACACUGAAGAAGUGGGUGAAGAAGCAGUGCUUGUGGGUGAAAAUGCGACACCUGUGCUUGAAGAGAGCUCGACGAUGGAUGAGAAUCUGUCGGAAACAUUGCCUUCGUAUCCGACGCCGACUACUGGCGAGGCGACCACAGCCGACGAGGCCAGCGAAGAGCCAGCCGACGAGAAGAAGGCCGAAGCAGCUGACGGCGAGGCAGCUGACGAGUCAGUGGCCGAAGACAAACUGCCUGAAACCAAUGAAGGGGACACGCCCACCACAACACCUGUCAAGGCCACUCCUAAGAAGAAGCGGGAUCGCACUAGAAAUCGCAACCGAUCCAAAGCAGGCGGCAGCAGCAGGUCGCGGAAGAGAAGCAAGCCUACAACACAGAGAGAAUCUGGUGGUGAAGAUGCUACUCCACCACCGUCUCCUGAAGGAGAUGAUAAGAAGAGACGAUCGGCCAGGAACACUCAGAGAAAGAAAUAUGUUGAUGACAUAAUGCUAGCUAUCUCUGAUGAAGAAUCUGGCAAGUCGCGGUCUCCCAAGACUGAUUCUGCUAAAAAGUGUUCAAAUGAUGACUCUGCUGAUGGAACUGUCAAACCAAACUUUGUCUAUAUUAAUACAACUGAUGAAGACUCGAUGGUUGUUCAGUUUAUACUGGCAGCUCGUAAAGGGAAGAGAGAGGUGAAGGUUGACGAUGAAAUCAAAGUAACACCUCUGGAGGGAAGUGUAGAUGACAAGAUACUAGAAGAUGAAGAAAUCAAGAAAGAAGACAAAAAAGAAGUUGAAGAAGAGAUGGAGGUGGAAAAGAAAGAUGAAGAAGAAGAUGAGAAAGAAGUAGUUGAAGAAGAUAAAACAGAUCAACCAGACGAAGAGAAAAUGGAUGUUGAUGAAGAGGCCGUUGAAAAGGAUGGCAAAUCCGAAGAUGGCUCUCUUGCUCUGCAACCAGAAAUGGAUGAGUCCAAGUCCACCGAUUCCAAAGCCCUUGAAGAAGAGAAAGAUGAGAACAAAGAAGCGAAAGAGGAAGAGGAAGAGGAAGGAAAAGAAAAAUCAGAAGCAGUUGUGGAAGCGUCAGAAACGUCAAAUGAACCACUGCCACCCCCUGCCGCCACUGACUCAAACACUGCUACUGAUGCAAACACUGACAAAAUGCAACCAACCGCUACUGACCAAUCCGAUACAGUCGAAAAUAGUCAAGUGUCCAAAGCAGUCAAAUCUGAAACUAAAGUGAUUGAAGUUGAGGAAUACUAUGUCAAGUACCGCAAUUUCUCCUAUCUUCAUUGUGAGUGGAAAACUGAAGAUGAACUUUUCAAGGGCGAUAAAAGAAUCGCUGCUAAGCUUAAAAGGUUCAAGCAGAAAAUGGCUCAUCAUGCUAAUAUUUUCGAAAAUCCUGAAGAAGAUCCUUUCAACCCCGACUAUGUUGAGGUUGAUAGGGUGUUGGAUGUUGCCGAGCACAAAGACCCAAAUACUGGAAAGACCAUCAAACAUUAUUUGGUCAAAUGGCGUUCUCUGCAGUACGAGGACAGCACUUGGGAACUUGAAGAAGACGUAGAUCCCGUUAAAAUUCAACAAUUUCAAGUCUUCAAUAAGCUUCCUCCAAAAGACCAGUGGAAGCCAAAGAAGAAACCAUCAGGAGGAGAUUGGGUGAAGUUGGAUGAAUCUCCAGUUUACAAAAGUGGAAAUAUGUUGAGAGCUUAUCAGUUGGAAGGUUUAAAUUGGCUGUUAUUCUCCUGGUAUAAUGGUCGCAACUGCAUUCUUGCUGAUGAAAUGGGUCUCGGUAAAACUAUUCAAUCACUGACCUUCAUUCAUGCAGUUCAUGAAUAUGGAGUUAGAGGUCCGUUCUUAGUUAUAGCUCCUCUGUCCACCAUUCCAAACUGGCAACGAGAAUUCGAAGCCUGGACUGAACUAAAUGUUAUUGUAUAUCAUGGAUCAUCGGCGAGUCGUAACAUGAUUCAGGAGUAUGAAAUGUAUUAUAAAACAGAAAAAGGUCAAUUAGUUAGAGAUUUACAAAAAUUCAAUGUACUUAUUACAACAUUCGAAAUGAUAAUAUCUGACAGCUCGGAGUUGAAAGGUUUCAACUGGAGGCUUUGUGUCAUUGAUGAGGCUCAUCGCCUCAAGAAUAGAAACUGCAAACUAUUGGAAGGACUGCGGCUUUUAAGUUUGGAACACCGAGUUCUCCUAUCCGGAACACCACUUCAAAACAAUGUCAACGAACUUUUUUCACUGCUCAAUUUCCUAGAGCCUACUCAAUUCACAUCCAGUGAAUCAUUCCUUCAAGAAUUCGGUGCAUUGAAAAGUGAAUCCGAAGUACAAAAGCUUCAGGUUCUACUGAAACCAAUGAUGCUGAGAAGAUUGAAAGAUGACGUAGAAAAAUCCAUCGCCCCAAAAGAGGAAACUGUUGUCGAGGUGGAGUUGACAAAUAUACAAAAGAAAUACUAUAGAGGAAUUUUAGAAAGAAAUUUUUCAUUUCUUGCCAAAGGAACUACUUCUGCCAAUGUGCCUAAUCUCAUGAACACCAUGAUGGAACUACGAAAGUGCUGCAUCCAUCCAUAUCUUCUGAAUGGCGCAGAAGAUCAAAUCCAACUUGAUUACAGACUAGCGCACGGUGAUGAUCCAGAUGCUUAUUACAAGGCUUUAAUCAAUUCAUCGGGUAAAAUGGUGCUCAUCGACAAGCUGUUACCAAAGUUGAAAGCAAACGGACAUCGUGUGCUCAUCUUCAGCCAGAUGGUUCGCUGCUUGGAUAUCCUCGAAGACUAUCUCAUGUUCAGAAAAUACGCUUUCGAGCGCAUCGAUGGACGAAUAAGAGGCAACCUGCGCCAGGCUGCCAUCGACCGGUUUUGCCGUCCUGACUCUGAUCGGUUCGUGUUCCUAUUAUGUACAAAAGCGGGUGGUCUGGGCAUCAACCUGACUGCAGCUGACACUGUCAUCAUCUAUGACAGUGAUUGGAAUCCGCAAAAUGAUUUACAGGCUCAAGCAAGAUGUCACAGGAUAGGUCAACAGAAAAUGGUGAAAGUGUACAGACUGCUGUGUCGCAGCACUUACGAGAGAGAAAUGUUCGACAAAGCUUCUCUCAAACUCGGCCUAGACAAAGCCAUUCUCCAGAGUAUGAAUACAUCUCAGGGGAAAGAACUCAACAAUAAACAGCUCUCUAAGAAGGAGAUUGAGGAUCUUUUGAAAAAAGGGGCGUAUGGUGCAAUAAUGGAAGACGAUAAUGCGGGUGAUAAGUUCUGUGAAGAAGACAUAGAUCAGAUAUUGGAGAGGAGAACUCAGAUUAUUACUCUUGAAUCUCAAAAAGGCUCGACAUUCUCGAAAGCCAGCUUCGCGUCAUCCGGAAUCCGGGCCGACAUCGACAUCGAUGAUCCUGACUUCUGGAAGAAGUGGGCCAGGAAGGCUGAAAUCGACACCUCUGAAAGGGGCGAUAAGAACGAACUUGUCAUUUCGGAACCUCGAAGGCGCACACAGAUCAAAAGGUACGGACAUGAUGAAGCUGUCAUGGACAUGUCCGAUUUGGAGUCGUCUUCAGCUGAAUCUGCGGAUGAGGACUCCGCAAUCGGAGUAGGACGAGGAAGAAGAAGUAAACACAAAUCGAAGAAGCACAAAUUGAGGUAUUUGAAUGAUGACUAUGUGCCAAGAGAAGGGGAAGUGGCUUAUGGAACUUGGGCAAGGAGCGAAUGCUAUAAGGUUGAGAAAGGACUAUUGACAUUUGGCUGGGGAAGAUGGCUGGAAAUUAUUGCUCAUAGCCAAUUCAGAGAAGGUUGGCGUGAGAACGACGUUGAAGAUUGUGCCAGAAUCAUUAUUUUGUACUGCUUGCGGUACUAUCGGGGAGAUGACAAAAUAAGAGCUUUCAUCUGGGAUCUCAUUACACCAACAGAAAAUGGUCUGCACUCCCCCGGGCCAAGAAGCGGUGGUGGGGGUGGGGGUGUUGGUGGGAAUGGGGGAAGCAGCAGCAGUAGCAGCAGCAAGCGUGCGCGCAAGCAGAAGCACCUGAAGGAGCAGAUGAUGGUCAGUGGCUACAGCGAAAUGGAGAUCGACCACUGGAGUCGACAUGAGAAGUACGAUGGUGACAUCUUCCUCGACCUCAGCUAUAGGAAACAUCUCAGUCGACAUGCCAACAAGAUUCUUCUUCGUGUCAGAAUGCUGUACUACAUCAAACAUGAAAUAAUAGGAGAUCUUGUUCAUCACAUACAAGAAGGUGCUCAUGUCAGUGCCUUGCCGAUUAAUCCGCCCAAUUGCGAACAAGCCCCAGUAGCCUGGUGGGACAAAGACGCCGAUCGGUCAUUGCUUGUCGGCACCUUCAAACACGGUUAUGAAAGCUAUCCUCAGAUGAGAAGUGAUCCUGCAUUGACUUUCCUGGCACGCUGUGGUCCAAUGCCUGACAAUAACACCCAACUUUGUGACAGAGAAGAGAAGGAGACGCAGAAGUUGAGUGGCGAUGAGGAGGAGACAAGUGCAGUGGGGCUGUCGGCGUUGACGGCAGCAGCGGCGGCUGCCGAGGAGAUGGGUGGUGGUGGUGGCCCUCCACAGUCGGCGCCCGCUACACCCGCCCCCCAAGACGAUGCCGGCCCCCCCACCACUGCUGCCGACGACCACCCCGACAGGCCCCAGUGGCCGUCCAUGGGCGACCUCAACACGCGUCUAAGAAAGGUUAUUAGCUCUUACCAACGCAAUUCCAAGAAAGAGGAAACAAAGCUCUUGCAGAAGUCAAAGUCGUCGGCUCAAAUGGCGGCUGUGGCUGCGGCUGCAGUGGCGGCUGAGGCCAGCCAGGCUGCCCAGGCGGCAGGGUCGACGCCCGUCGAUGUCAACUCUCUUUAUGGCGCCGAUUGGCACCAACUAGCCAUGCUCCUCUGGAAGGUAGAAAGGAAAGAGAAGAUUGAACAAGCCCUUCGGGAAAGGGAGAGACAAAAACUUGAGAUUCAUCAACGAAAAUGGUCUAAACGGGAGGAGCAGGACUUCUUCCGCACUGUUUCAACGUAUGGAGUUGAAUUUGAUAGGCAAAAGAGUCGCUUUGAAUGGACCAAAUUCCGUGCAAUAUCUAGACUUGAUAAGAAAUUCGAUGAGACUAUGACUGAAUAUUAUCGCGCUUUCCUAGCAAUGUGCAAACGAGUUUGCGGAUUGAAAUUGUCAGAAGAAGAAGAAUGCCCUGAACUCUAUAUUGAACCAUUACCAGAAGAGAGAGCUAGACGAAUUUUGGAAAGGAUAAACCUCCUUUGCAAGAUUCGAGAAGAAACGCUUGUUCAUCCUCAGCUGGACGAAAGGUUGAAGCUUUGCCAACUUUCAGCUGAUGUUCCUGAUUGGUGGAUUCCUGGUAAACAUGACAAAGAUCUACUGAUAGGAGUUGCCAAACACGGAUUGGGGAGAACCGAUUUCUUCAUUCUGAAUGACCCAGAUCUAUCCUUCAGAGAGAUUGUGAAAAAGAAUGUUCUUUCUUCUGUGAAGAAUGAAAAUAUUAAAGUAGAAAAGUCUGAAGAUACUCUCAAGUUUGAUCGCAGUAAUGAAAUUCUUGUAAAAUUAGAGAAAGGUGAAGGAACAUUGAAAAUAGAGAAAAUAGCUAGCACGAAACAAGAAACAACGACUGAAACUGCUGAAGUACCUGCUAUUAAGACAGAGAAGGAGGAAGAAAGCCAGCCCGUUGACGACAAUAUUGAGACUAAGACUGAUACUGAUAACAAAGAAGAUGAAAAUGCAGAGAAGACUGUAGACAACUUGAAAUCCGAAGCUGCUGCUGUUGAACCAGUAAAUACAAGUGAGGAGACCAGUGUCAAGCAAGAGCCAUCUGGUGAAGAAGCCGAAGAAAACUCAGGUGACAAGAAGAUGGUAUCUGAUGAGAAGGUCGUCCACGAAGCCAGCUGCAAUGAGAAGGCUGUGGAUGCUGAUCCAUCUGUCGAAGAUAAAGAAGAUGAAAUUGAAAAAGAGGAAAAGGUUGAAGACACUGUAGCAGAAGAGGAGAAAGUGAAAGAAAGCGAAGAAAAAGACAAAAUAUCUGAGGAAAGUGAAGAGGAAGUAAAGCCCAUUGAAAAUGAAGAGGACGAAAAGACUCUUGAAAUAGAAGAAGAAAAAGACAGUGAACAUAAUGAAAAUGAAGAAAAAGACAAAGAAGAAUCCGUUGAAAGUGAAGGAGCCACUGAGAAUAUACCAUCAAAUGAGAAGAUGGAUGUUGAAGAAAGCAAAGAUGACUCAGAGGGCAAAUGUGAAGAAAUGGAAGUUGAGGGGGGCACAAGUAAAACGGAUGAUGAUUCGUCAGAGAAGGAAAAACCUGAUGAAGAAGAGGCUAGCGAUGCUGCUCCUGUUGAAGAGAAAGCCAGCGAGUGUGUGGAUGCCGUUGCAGAUGCAGAUGCAGACGUUGCCACAGCUGAGGAAGCACCAACCACCAAUGGUCCCGACAACAGUGAUGCUGAAAAAGUGGAUGACUCGACCAAAAAAGAACAAGAGCAAGUGGACGUGGAAGAGAAAGAGAGAGUGGAAUCAGGUGGUGACGGCAUGAGCAGCGCUGAGGUGGUGAAGAGCGGCGCGAGUGGCAAUGCGGAGGCGGUCGACCGAUUCAAAGCCAUGUUCCCCGAACUGGAGGUGAUGCACAAGCUGCCCGAAAUCGACACCAUCGUCCUGCAAGACAAGCCCACUGUCGCCCAACUCCUGCAGCAGAGCUAUCAGAACCCCAUCAGGUGGCCCAAGGACCACGCACUGCAGGUGCGACUGCAGCACAUAGUGCACUGUGUGGAGGUGGGCGAGUGGCCAGCCAGCAGAGCAUUCUCGGCCUACGCAGAGGUGGACGCACGCACGCCCACCACCACCUCCUCGCCACCAGAGAGCACAGAGGUCAUCACCAUCACCACCGACCGCCAGCCAAGUGCUGCCCAGGUCCAGGCCCAGGCCCAAGCCCAGGCCACAGCCCAGGCUCAAGUCAAGAAGAAGCGACACAUCGCCAUCGAUGUUGAGACGGAACGAGCAAAACUUCAUGCCCUAUUAAAUAGUACAAAUAUGCAGAUUAGUCACUCGAGUACAAUGAAGCAUUCUCCAGCAUCUGUCUCUCCAUGGGAAACCAAUGAAGAAUCUCUUUCUGAAGACUCCAGGAGGUCAACACCGUCGAACCUGCAGCCUCCUCCUGCGCACCAACACAGUCACACGCCGCGGGUCCUGUCCAUGCCCUUCGAUCUCAAGUACCACGCCCACUCGUCCACGCCCAAACCACCCACGCCCACAGCAAACGCUCCAAUCGACCUCUCUUCAGGAAUUACAAAAAUCAACUCAGUGGAUCUGACGAAGGUGAGCUUACCGAAAGAGCAAGUGUGCGAGGAAGCUCAGGACUUCUCUAUGCCUGGCAAGAAGCAGCAUUCGCAUUCGUCGCCUUCGCCGCUGCAGCAGUCUCUGCAGCAGAACACGAGCAGCCAUCAGCCGACUCAGCUCGGAUCGACCACCAUCACCACCACCACCACCCCUCUGCCCACGCAGCCUGCCAAGAGCAAGCUCGAUGAUAUGCUCAACAAGCUCAUGCAGCGCAAGAACUGUCCUGUUGAGGAGCCGGUAGUGGGCAAAGAGAAGAAGCGCCGGAAACUGGACGAGAUAGUGCUGGGUCUGUCGGCGGCCAAGGAGCAGCAGUCGGAGGCCAAGAAGAGUGUGUCGCCCAGUGUGAGUGUCAGCAUCAGUGCGGUGCCUGUGUCGGCAGCAGCAGCCAGCAGCAAAACGCUGCCAGCAGUCAGCAGCAGCAGCAGCAGGCCUGCUAGCAGCAGCAAGCCGCAUGACGUGCACCUGGCCUCGUACCUGGCGCAGGCGGAGCAGCACAACCUGCUGCUCAAGCAGCAACAACUGCAGCAACAGCUGUUGCAGCAGCAGCAGGCCAUCAAGAUGUCGCAGCCGACGUCGGCUGCAGCCGCCCAGGUGCAGCGCAAGACCUACGAGGCCAUGAUUGCCGACAUCACCAAGGUCGCCGACUUCUCCUCCAAGAUCAACUCCUACUCUCACGAAGCCAAGGUGAACAAGUGGCUGGCUGAACAAACGGCUCUGAUGCCGGAGCAGCCACUCUGCGCCGACUUUCUAUCGGCGCCGCGGCGUCGGCGACCCCGAGUCGAUCCGACUCUGCUCGAUUGGAAGAAGUUGACUGGCGAAGAGAAUGUCUCGGUCAUUAAUCGCAUUACCGGCAAAAAGCUGACGGGCUCUAAAGCUCCACAACUGAAGAGAUUGGCGCAAUGGCUUCUGGAAAACCCGAUGUUCGAUGUGGACCCAAAAUGGGCGGAGCUAGUAAAGGAAAGAGGAAACCUGCCGCACGACUUGCAGAAGAGAUUGAACCAGGCAGACCGGAAGAAGGGCCCUGGGCGACCACCGCUGCUGUCCAGUCCGCCAACAGCAGCGUCGACGCAGGCGUCGGCCAUGCCCACCUCCAGUAUGCCCUUCCCCAACCUGGGAGCCAUCAACCCCUCCACUCUCCUGUCAGGCCUGUCACUGGGUGGCUUCGAUCCAAAGACCAAUCCUUUGCUUAUGCCAUUCGGUGGACUGCCAAAUAUGAGUGCUCUGAGUGGUUUAGGUGGACUAGGCAAUAUGAAUCUCACAAACUCUCUGUUUGCCAACUUGGCUGGCCUUGGAAUUCCCAAUCUGACUGGUUUGGAUGGUUCGGGUGCGGAUGGGUCUGGCACCAGCAGUAGCAGUCCCAGUACGUCCAAGUCAAGCAAGCCGCGCAAGACCAGUGAAAGUUCCCCAUCAUCAUCUUCCACUAAAACCACGCCAGUAUCUUCAGCAGCUUCUAGCCUACCUACAUCGCUGCCAUUCUUCUUUCCAAAUCCAAGUUUGCUGUAUACUCCUUUGGGACUUGGAGGCUUGAAUCCUUUCUCGCUGCAACCGGGAUCAAUGCCGUCCGCCUACGACAGUUUAGCAUUGCUCAAUGGAGGCCUUGGAGUGGGAGCAGCGGCAUCGCAGGCGUCCAAUCGUCAGCACAAGUCGGCCGUAACCACGACAACGCCGUCGAGCAGCAGCGGCAGUGGUCGCACAUCUGCCAUGUCCUCCAGUGCUAGGCAGCAGCAACAGCAGCAGCAGCAGCAGCAACAGCAAAGAUCACAGUUCAUGUUGCCCCAUGACACACAUCUACUUGAGACUUUGGCCCGCCAAACUCAACGACAAAGUUCUCGCAGCAGUAGAGAAGCUGUUGAUAAUCUGCGAAAUCUCAUGUCAGGUAUACCUCACUUCGCUAGCGGCAAAACAAGAGAACAGGAAAUGAAGGAAGCUUUGGAAACACUAAGCAAAAGCUCAGCAGAACUGUUAUCAAGACUUCCACAAGAAACACAAGAGAGAGUUCCAAAGAGAAGUCGAGAAGAAUCUCCUUAUUCAGCAGUUGAUUUGGCAGCUGGUAAGAGAAUAUCUCCCAGUCCUUCUCCUAAAAGAGCCAAGGAAUCUCAGCUGCCUUCUCCUUCGUUGCUCACCGCUGGGAAAAAGACGCUGCCUGAACUAGCCCUGGCCUCGUCUGGCAUCGACCUCAGCAAUCAUUCUGCUCUGACAGUGUCUCUGAUGUCAGCGCCCAUGUCCGCCUCUGCAGUCGAAGAUAAGGUCAAGUCUUCUUUUGCGCUAGCACAAGAGUUGCUCUCGAAAACGCCGGCUGUUCUUUCUGAGAGUACUCGAGAAUCGGAGAGCAGCUCGCGACGAAGUUCGGCGUCGCCGGCCUCCCAUCAUCCCCAGCAGCAGUCGACGAGUAGGCAGCCGUCCAGGGCAGCCACCCCACUUGUCACAGAACCCUCUCCUCCUACUCAGCCUGAGAGACCAGUCAGUCCCGAAGCUCCUGUUCCUGUUUCUGUUACUUGCACUCCUGAAAUAAUAACUGAGGUGGAGGAAAAGUCAGUGGAGGAGGAGAUGGAAAUGGAAGUUGACACUAAACCAGAAGAAGAGGUAGCUGGUGGUGGUGAAGAGGUUGAGGCUGCACCGGCUGCAGCAGAAGUGGACGUGGACUCUCUGCCUCUGUCGGAGAUAGCCAAGUCGAGUGGUGGGGGUGAGGCGGCUUCGCCUGCAGCGACCAGCAAGAGCAGGAAGCGCGGCUCAAGAGGCAAGAAGGGGGGCGGCAGUGGUGGUGGGGGCGGAGGCGGUGAGGUGGUGGAACGCAAGGUGUUGCGGAGCAGUGCGGGACGAGCGGCGGCGGCGGCUGCGGCCCGGGCCAGAGCUCAGCAGGCCGAGCAAGACUCGUCCUAAAAGUCAAUUCAACCACUGCUAAUAGUUAAUAUUCCACUCUCGGACCGUUCAGUUGUACAUUUUUAUAGACAAUAGUUUUUCUUUUUUAUUACGGCAAAAGUGAAUUGAAACUUUGGUAGGAAAUUUUUAAAAACAUUGUUAUUUAUAACGCACGAUCUUAUCUAUGACUGACGCCCUUCACGUUGAAAGUACAAUUUAUAAACAAAUAAAAGGGAAGUAUUGUAUUUAUGUAAUUAUGUAUCUAUGUAUCUAACAAAAUAAUUUAAAACUAUUUUAUAACUCAUCAGCUGUUCAAUUAUUACUGUAUUGGAAAAGCAUUACUUAUAGAAGAAUCAUUUUAGUCCCGAUUUUUCUGAUUCUCAACUCGCAUUAAUUUUAUUUGAAACAGUUUGUGUGAUGAUCGUAGGACACCAGUAGCCUGAUUUCUAAUCGAUUCUGGUGCUGGCACCAUCAAGCACUGACAAAACAAUAUAUUUGUUGUGAGAACAAUUUUGACGAGUGAAGCGUUUCUCUUGUGUUUAUCUUAUAGUUUAACUGUGAUAUAUUCGCUCUAUUAUAAGAUUUAAUGUAAUGUUUUUCUAUUUUUUUUCUAUGUUAUUGAAGUUUACAACGUAUGUGUUGAAAAAUGUUGUUUUUAUGUUUCUUACAAUGUAAUGUGCAUGUGUUUAAAUCUUUUUAGUCAUAAAUGUUCUGUGUUCAUAUUGUUUCCCAUUCUGGUUAAAGCAUUCUUUUUAAGCAAGGUCACAGUAUUUAGUUGCAGCUUUUCUCGUAAUCGAUCAUAGACAUUUUUAGCUGCUAUUACUCAUAAUAAUCAGUAUUCAUUAAUAGAGAAGUCUUCAUCAAAAUCUUUAGACAACAAUAUUUAUUCAGUGAUAACUACAAAAUGACGUAUCUUGUAACAUUUUGAUAAGCACAACUUUAAAUGAAGCCUGAUGAUGAAUUAACAUGAAACCUGAUGUAUAUAGCUGUUAUCAUGCUUAAUUAAAAUAUAAAGUAAUUAUAUAUAUAUUUAUAAAUAAAUAUAACGAACACUUGUUAAAGUGAUACUAUUAAAUUGAGAUCGUUUCUGAGAAUGGUGAUAACGGAAAAACAUAAAAACAAACUAUCAGGCAAAAAUAAUAUAAAUUUAUCGAUUUCCUCUCAUAGUUUAGAAGUUUUUGUAUAAAUGAUGCUUUGUAAAUUAUUAAUAUUGAUUUUAUGAAAUCUGUAGCAUAAGUAACAAGGAGACUGUCGAAUCUAUUUAAAAAUAAUGUUUGACAGUUACAUAGUUUUCUGCAUUUAUCAAUAACAUGAAAGAGACAAGUUUCCAAAUGAAUAGUGUGCUUUUUAGUCAUUAAAAUGACAGGAUGCACCUGCAGUUUAGAAUGGGUGGAGAAUCAUUGAAAAUGUACUGAAUCAUGAACUUGAAAGUUUAAAAUGGGUGAAGAAUCAUUGAAAAGGUACUGAAUCAUGAACUUGAAUUGUUAAUAACCGUUGAUCUUUUUUUACUUGAGGUAAAGU
Molecule: messenger RNA, 15261 nt
Organism: Nilaparvata lugens (brown planthopper)
Lineage: Eukaryota; Metazoa; Arthropoda; Insecta; Hemiptera; Delphacidae
Product: chromodomain-helicase-DNA-binding protein 7-like
Molecular function (GO): ATP-dependent chromatin remodeler activity; ATP binding; protein binding
Source: RefSeq, a predicted model, not a curated record